GUUAAGGAUAUAAGAGAAAAAGUAAAAACAGCCAAGGAUUUCUGGCAUCUAUUACCAUAUACAUUAUGUAAUAAUGAAGAUAUGGCCGCAGGACCUGGUAAUGAAGAAGAUUGUUGGAAUGGACAAGACAGGGCUAGAUAUAUACCUGAUGUACAGAAGGAUGGUGUUUAUAAUCAGAUAAAUAAUCCAGAAGUAGAGGUUGAUGUAACUAGAGCUAAUAGUGUUGUUAGUAGACAAGUUAUACAAUUAAAACUUAUUACUAGUAGAUUACAUAAUGCUUAUAAUGGUCUAGAUGUUGAUUGGAUUGAUACA
Lottia gigantea (owl limpet) is the source of this 312-nucleotide messenger RNA. RefSeq lists its product as hypothetical. Gene Ontology annotation, cellular component: plasma membrane; extracellular region; cell surface. The annotation marks the transcript as partial. The transcript has 2 exons. Lineage: Eukaryota; Metazoa; Mollusca; Gastropoda; Lottiidae. The record is from RefSeq and is a predicted model, not a curated record. Gene Ontology annotation, biological process: regulation of protein localization to membrane; regulation of signal transduction; cell migration.